ACUGGGAGCCUCCUGUACGGCAGGACCUGCGCCGCCGGGACCGGGAGGAGGGGAUAUAGCGGCUGGAGAGGCGCAGCUGGACGGGCGGAUUUGGGCAGCGCGCCCCUAUGUAGUCUGAUUCAGUUUAACGGAGGUGGGGGCGAAAAAAGGAUUUACUCUGAGGCUGCUAAAGUCCGUUAUCGUAAAGAGCUGGAAACGGAAAAGGGGGUUUUGCAAAGGAAGGAAGCCGGAGAGGCGAAUGCUUCGCUACCUGGCAUCGCCUCAGGUUAUACUCUCCAGUUAAUUUCAGUAUUCUUUUAUCCAUAAAAUAGUGAUCGCGUUUUUCUUUCUAUGUAAUUAUAAACUUCAUCGGCACCGCUACAAACUCUACUUUUUCCUGCAAAACAAUUCCAGCUGUCCAAUGAAUGGAGUUGCUUUUUGCCUUGUUGGAAUUCCACCCUACAGAGAAACAGAAGCAAAGGGGCGGAGAGAUGGCCUCUCGCCGUCCAAUGAGAACGUGCGGCCGGGCGAGGGCGUGGCCUGGCAGGGCCCGCGCACUCUGGUGCUCCGCAAGAACGCGCAGGGAUUCGGCUUCACGCUGCGGCACUUCAUUGUGUACCCGCCAGAGUCCACCAUGCGCACAGGGCCCAAAGAUGAAGAGAAUGGUAACGAAAAAGCAUACCAGUGCAGCAACCUGGAACCGAUGGACACCAUCUUUGUCAAGAACGUGCGAGAAAACGGCCCUGCUGACCAAGCUGGCUUGUGCACAGGGGACCGGUUAGUGAAGGUGAACGGGGAGAGUGUGCUGGGGAAGACCUACUCGCAGGUGAUCGCCCUCAUCCAGAACUGCGAGAGUGUCCUGGAGUUGUCCAUUAUGCCCAGAGAUGAAGACGUACUGCAGCUGGCAUAUUCCCAGGAUGCCUACCUGAGUGGCAAUGAGCCCUACACAGGCGAAGCUCAGGACCUUCCAGAACCUCCUCCCAUCUGCUACCCCCGCGGCAGGGCCCAGUCGCACAUGGGGCACAACCAGACAGACAAACGGGGCUGCAGGCUGGCCCCGGCCCGGGUGUCCUCCCCCCCGGACAACCGCUCAGGGAGGGCCAGCCCGGCCGGCUGGCUCGAUGACACAGCCCUGGAGCUGCGGGGGCCGAAUCAAGGCAGCCCCGUCCACCACACAGAGGAGGUCCAAUACGGCGUAAGCUCCCAGCAGGCCGUGGGGCAGCCACGGGGCCACAUGUCCCCUCCCUCUUCCUCGGGACCGGCGCACGCUAGUCCCCUACAUGGCUACUACGGAAACCACAACAUUGGCGCAACUGCCCAGGCCCGUGUAGGCGCCCAGCCUUGGCCCAGCCCCCAAAAGGCGGCCCUGAGUAGGAGCGAGGUCCGGCAGCAGGCGUUGACGGACUGGUACUACAGCCAGGUGCCUGAGCGCAGGGGCCCCUCGAUGCCGCCCCGGUACCGGAGCAUUUCCCAGGACCGGCUGGGCGAGGUGGGCGUCGGAGUGCCACCGGGUCGUCAACGCAUGGGCUGGCCCCACAGCACCUCCCAGGACACCCUGUUGCUGCAGCCGGACUCGGGCCAGUACGGCGAUUCCAGCUGGGCUGAGGAUUGGGGCUGUACCAGCAAGCAUCGUUCGGGCCGCGCCCGCUCUGAGAACCUUCUCGCCUCCAAAUACCACCGACACGGCCGCUCAAUGGAGAUGCUGGACCGGGCGGCAAUUAUGGUGUCUCCACGUCCGGAUCGGCCUGCCUGGCCACCGCAGCAGGCACCAACACCUGCACCCAGGACUGAGGUUUACCAACAGCAGGGGCCGCAUUACGGAGCCGUGCCCGCGCCCCCGGCAAGUGGACGUGGGCAGUCGCACCAACAGGAGCAGCCCCCGGCAUCCCAGCCUAGGCGGCUGCCCCUGCAGAGUGCGGACGACCAGCCGGUGGGUUACCGCAGCUACAGCCCGUCCUUCUACCGCAAAGCCGGCCGCCUCAUGCAGGCCCACUCCUUCAGGGAUCCCUCCUACUCAGGGCCCCACUUCAACUGGAACCCAACCCCCAAAACCAGCCCCCAGGAAACCGUCGCUGCCCCCCCUGCCGCUCCCGAACCCCGCGAUGGAACACAUCGCCCUACCAACCACGAGAGGCCCUGGGAGGAGGAGCAGCCGCACUCGCAGGUCCAGGAGGUGGUGCUGCGGCAGAAGCCACCUACAGGUCGCCGCGGCCCUCCUGGCCAGCGGCAGCCACAUUACGGCCUGCCUGCUGAGGCCGCCGAAGCCCUGGGCUUCCAGGGCGAAGGGCCUAACACUGCUACCCCCAGGUCUGUGGACGCCCCCCGCAGGACAAACGGGGGCCUGGCUCCACUGACCCUACAGGAUGACUCCCUGGCUUCCAUUCCAUUUAUAGAUGAGCCGACGAGCCCCAGUGCAGACCUGCGUGCCCGCCACGUGCCCGCCUCCUCUGUGGUGUCCAGCGUCAUGAGCUCCGCCCCCGCCGUCACCACCAGCCCCACCUCCCCCACUUUCGCCUUUCCCCUCACCAGGCUCUUCUCACACGACUGCAGCAACGUGAAGUCGAACCGCCGCACCUCCUACCUGCAGGCCAUCACCACAGAGCGCUCCAAGUCAUGCGAGGGCCUCAACACCUUUGGGAACGAGGGCCACAUGUUCUCGAUAUUGCCAAAGAGAGUCAAGAGCUUCUUCACGGACGGGUCCCUUGACAGUCUGGCCCCGACGGAGAUCCGCUCCAAGCGCCACUCAACCUCCGAGCUGGGAAGCAUCACCUUCAGCGAUGUCCGCAAGGAGGGCUGGCUGCACUACAAGCAGAUCCUCACUGAGAAGGGCAAGAAGGUGGGCGGAGGGAUACGACCCUGGAAGCGCGUCUUCUGCGUCCUGCGCUCCCACUCGCUCUUCCUCUACAAGGACAAGCGGGAGGCGGUGCUGCACGGCGCUGCCCUAGGGGGCGCCACUGGGUCGGGGCACGGUGAUGAAGAGCAGCCCAUCAGCAUCCGCGGCUGCCUGGCGGACAUCGCGUACAGCGAGACCAAACGCAAGCACGUGCUGCGCCUCGGCACGCAGGACUUCUGCGAGUACCUGCUGCAGGCCGAGGACCGCGACGACAUGCUCAGCUGGAUCAAGGUCAUCCGCGAAGGCAGCAAGACCGACAGCGAGGAACUGGGUUCCUGUCGUCAAGCUCUGAUAAACAAGAAGCUGAACGAGUACAGGAAGCACAGUCCAACGGGAAACAAGCCGGACUCAUCUCCCAGGGUGCCCAGGAUAAUACCGCCCUUCCUCAUGGCCAAGAUGGACAAUGUGACGGGAGCUCCACGCUCCCCCAAGCCUGACAGCAAGGAGGAGAGCAGCCCGCCCAAGUCACCUUGGGGCAUAAACAUCAUGAAGAAGUCCAAGAAGUCUGGGCCUAAGGCCUUUGGGGUGCGACUAGAGGACUGCCAGCCGGCCAUCAACCACAAGUUCGUCCCCCUGGUUGUGGAGAUUUGCUGUGGGCUGGUGGAGCAGAUGGGCCUGGAGUACACUGGCGUUUACAGGGUACCGGGCAACAAUGCCAUGGUGUCCACACUGCAGGAGCAGCUGAACAAGGGCAUGGACAUCAACCCGACCGAGGAGCGAUGGCAGGACCUCAACGUGAUCAGCAGCCUGCUGAAGUCCUUCUUCCGGAAUCUGCCAGAGCCUGUCUUCACCAACGAUAAGUACAACGACUUCAUAGACGCCAACCGGAUGGAGAACGCGAGCGAGAGGCUCAAGACCAUGAGGAAACUGAUCCACGACCUGCCAGAUUAUUACUUCCACACCCUGAAAUUCCUGAUGGGCCACUUGAAGACUGUGGCGGAUCAUUCGGAAAAGAACAAGAUGGAACCCCGUAACCUGGCGCUAGUGUUUGGCCCCACCCUGGUGCGAACCUCCGAGGAUAACAUGACCGACAUGGUGACCCACAUGCCUGACCGCUACAAGAUAGUGGAGACAUUGAUCCAGCACUUUGAGUGGUUCUUCAGCGAGGACCUGGACAAGGAUGAAAAGACACCAGUGGACAAGGAGGACCAACAGCCAGUCCCGAACAUCGACCACCUGUUGUCCAACAUUGGGAGGACGGCGGCGCUUCCUGAGGCCUCAGAUUCAACCAACAGUGAAUCAGCGAAAUCCAAGGGUUCAUGGGGGUCAAAGCUAGACCUGAACGCCAAGGACCUGCUCUCCAUCGUGUCCGCCGUCACGCGCGCACGUAAGCGCAAGAAGCCCCUCAGUAGCUGGCCUAUUAGCAACAGCACGGACGAGGACUCGGAACAAGAACCCGGCAAGGUGAGCCACUGUGGCGGGGCAGAGGGGGACACGGCCCCCAGGGCAGAGGGGGAGGAGGAUGAAGAGGACGAGGAGGAGGAAGAGGAAGGAAGAGAGGCCACAGAGGAGGAGGAGGAGCCCUCAUGCCAGCUGGUGGAGGAGGCGGGGCACGAGGGCAGGGCCCUGGAGCAGGAGGAGGAGGGAGAGGCAUGCAAGGCGCCGACGUGGCACAGCCCGGAAGAUGCGCGCUCCAUCGUGUCAGGCUACUCCACCCUGUCCACACUGGGCCGUGGCCCCGCCUCCGAGGGGCGGGGAGAAGAGGCGGACGACGAGCGCAGCGAGCUGGUCAGCGAGACGGACAACGAGAGCGGCUUUGCCUCGCGCUCCCUCACGCAGGAGAGGCCAGAGAAGCCACCGUUACCUCCACGUAGCUUCCUGUACACCCAGUACAAAUCCUCUACCGUGCCAAGCCCCGCCCCCACUCCUGACCCCACCCCCGCUGAGGCACCCUCCAACCCCGUCGAAAGGAGCGACAGUAGGGCUCGGUCGACCACUCCCUCUUCCUCCUCGUCUUCCUCUGCCACACACAAGCUUAACCUCCGGCCGUCCUUCAACUCCCACAAGCUCAUCCAGUGCGACACGCUGGCACGCAAAAAGACGAGGGCGGAGAGAGCCAAGGGGCGGUCCCUCAGCUCGGAGCUGGUGCAGGAGCCAGCCAAUGAGGAAGAUCGGACGGACAAUGGGGAAGCUUCGAUGGCACCGGUCAGCCAAGCGGCAGCUCUUGCAGCUGGCAGCAGACCAGAGGGUGCCGGGCAGAGCCGCACCCCACCCCCAGCGCACAGUGCCAAUCUGACAUCCUCCUCGCCAGCUGCCACAGGGUGGGGCUCGCUGGCCGCACAGGUGCGGACACGCAUCCUGGGGUCCGCCGACGACCUACGGGGCGUCGGCCUACGGAAGCCAGUGUCGCCCGAGACGCGGAGGCGGAGGCGGGCGUGGCGACGGCACACCGUGGUGGUCGGUCCUGGCGCGCAUAGUACGGACCCUAUACCUGUGCAGGACCCUCCCACGGCGGACGUCCCCAAGCCCGCCUCCGAGCCACCGGGUCACGCUGCGCCUCCCCCAGCGUCGGAACCCGCGAGACAGUCCGAGCACACUGCUGCCGUCACACGACAGACGUCCCGGUUUCACCAGUGUCUGUAGCGGGCAACAUCCGUCUGCAUGACAGGAGGAGAACCUAGGGCCACCUCUCACCGGGCCACCAAGGCUGCCUGCAGUAACAGUAACAGUAACAGCUGGCAAAUCAUCAAUUUUGGGGGGGGGGAUAAUAGUGGCAGGCUUGGUUUUGACAAAUACAUCCCAGAGAGUCAUCUCAUCCGCUUCCAUAGUCCGGCAGGGCUCAUCUGCAAGGCUGCAGGGCUCAUCUGCAAGGCAGCAGGGCUCAUCUGCAAGGCAGCAGGGCUCAUCUGCAAGGCUGCAGGGCUCAUCUGCAAGGCAGCAGAGCCACACAGCGUUGCCAAAGAUUUUUCCGACUGUACAAAACUGUGACUGUUUAUCGAGACAGCUGGGGUUGAGAGGGUGGGGGGGGGGGGCAAGUUUAACCUGAGGGGCACAGAAACAGCAGCUGCGAGCCCUGCUGAGUAAGUCAUUCUAGGGUUGCCGGGUGACAGGCAGCCGUGUCAUAGCAGUCGCCACGGCGACGGGUCUACAUGGACACGCACUCACAGGAAGGACAGGCUGACACAGGCAUAGGAACAAAUAGACACGCUAACACCACACCAGCUCUGUCGCAGCGGUGGCACCCCAAGGGGAUUCCCCCUCACUUCCACAAACCACCAGCCUCCCCCCGCCCCCAUGACCUCAGCUGUAAGCCUCACCCCCUAACACGUCCAUCUGAAAAUGUGCAUAUGAACCAGUAUGCCUGCGCAAAAAACUUGUAUGGGUAGGAGUGUGUGCGCGCAUGUGUGUGUGUACAUUAACGCGUGUGGAACUGUUUUGUAACAUUUGUACAGAGCCUUGCUAAGUUAACCUUGUGUAUAUAUUAUAUAUAAUACAUUAUAUUAUUUUUUCCAUUGUUUACAACAGUGCAUUCAGGUGCACAAUCACUUCCUUUAAGAUGUUACUUGAAAUAUUUCCCUUAAUUUCUUUUUCUUUUGUUUUAUAUGCAGUAUAUUAUAUAUUUUUUGUAUGGGGGGAAAAAAGUACUUUUAUUGUGAUUUGAAUCAUCUGGGUGUUCCUGUGUAAUACUAAAAAAAAAAAGACUAAACUCAACAAAAAAGACUUCUGUCUUUCUCUGUUGCUGAGUAACAAAAAGAAAUUCCUAAAUCUGAUUGAAGGGAAGUAGCAAACCUAAGGUCAUAAACCUUAAAUAAAAUAAAAUAACCAGCAUUCCACUUGUUGUUACGACUGGGGGGGGAGUCUGCUGAAGUAAGUUGCUUCAGAUACAAUAAAUUGUGUCCAGUGCGAUUCAACAGUCUCUCGCCCGGGACUCUCUCGGUCCCAAGUCCAGCACUUCAAUGGCCCUCUGGCGUCAUUCUUUUGGAAAACCAACACACAGCUACUUUCACAGCGCUAAACCUUUACUGGUAUUAAAUUCACUUUCUGAAGAAGAAAACAAACGUGUAAUUUUACUUCUUUACCCUGUUUUCAGUGAAGGUUCUCAAAACAGUGACCAAGAUUAAUUUCAAUUCACCUUCCCCAAAGUUCCGCCCAUUAAACUGUUUUGCUAACUGAUUCCAUAUGUUUUUCUCACAUGGAAACUAAAGCCGAUUCAUGUAGCCUAUAAGGGGUAAACUGAAACAAAUGAUAUCCUGGUUACACAUCAUGCCACUACAAAGGGCGUGGUUAUAAAAUAUUGAUACACGGUAUGGAAAAGACCAAAACAAUUUAGCCUAUGCAAAAUCGCGGCACUUUUUCAAUGAAACGGUUCUCGUUGCCACCUGCAGCAGCGGCGCCUCCUUGGUCAUGCAUGCAAACUCCACUGAUCCGUUUCCAUUCACCCAGAAAGAGCAACUGGCGGGAGAAUCGCUUUAGGUUUUGUUGUGAAUGCCAUCACCUCCAUAACUCUACAGCAGCAGUGAUCGCCUGUUUUAUUUUUCAUUAUUUUUUAUGUUUUUUUUUCUUCCAUUCAUGCAUUUCUUAUACUGAAAGAACUUAGGCAAGAAGAGUGUCUUUUGUGGAGUGUAGUCUGAUCGUGUCAUGUGUCCCCACCACAGGAUAUAUAUAUAAAAAAACAAAAACUGGCUCCUAAUUUGUUUUCGCCAAGUUUGAUGUGAAUGAAUCCGUUGCUUUGCUAAUGCAGUCCUUUGGUGUGGCAGCUCUAAGAACAAUGGACAAUGGGAUACUUAUUUAGUAACCAUCUCCCAGAAAAGCGCCUACUGGUGACCACUGACCAUUGUUCUCUACUGUUAUUGUGUCGUUUUAGAGAUAAGACUGUAUUCAUUCUCAAUGCAAUUACUAUGGCGUUUUAAAGGUUACAGUUGGUCUUGUCCACCAUUUUGGUUUUGGAUUCUGAUUCAAAAAGUUUUAAGUAAUACGUUUUAUGUUUCUGUGGACCAUGCAUAGAAAAACGUGAUGCGUUGCCCUAAAGUAUAGGCCCUACUAAAUUGUAUAUGCAAAUGAUUACAUAUUCAAAUGUAGCAUGGAACUGAUUGUUUAUGCUGUUAUUGAAUACCAGACAUUUAGAUGUGUUUUAUUAAAACCGUAUACGUGUCACCUGUGUGUUAUAUAAGUUUAAUAUAUGUCAAAACAACUACAUUUGCCAUGCAAUGCAUUGGGUUUGUUAAUGUUAAAGGUAAAAUAACAGCGGGCAUGAUUUGGCUUUGCUUAUUUUGGGAAUCCUUACUUUGUGGAUCACUGUAAAGAUGGACGCAGCAUUUAUUACAUGACAACAGUUAAACCAGUGCAUUAUUUUGUGAUGCAGUGGACGUAUGAGUUCUUGUGACAGGCCAACCAAACGGGGUUCAUAAGUAUUCGUCAGUUUUUACUAUGUUGUAUGCCAUUAGAGAUUAUAAUAUAUUCCUGAGCUGCUUUCGAUUCGCCCUGUCUGGCAAGGUGGUUAAACUGCUGUGAAAUGGUUUUUCCUGUCAUUUCCCUGCCUUUAAUAUCUUAGAGGUGCCCUGGAAGUGCCUCAUUUUUACGCCUAUCCCACACUCUUCCGGUCACACAAAGUAAUUCUCCGCUUAUUUACGAUCAUCUUGUACUUCGCAACACAUUUCAAAGUUUGAAGAAUUCAGGGAAUGAUAAAUAAAGGAACAUGUACAGAAAUUGCAUUUACCUCACUCUGAAGCACACUGAGAGGAUGCAGACAGCUACGCGGUUUCUUCUCUCAAAAAUGUAUUUUAUAAGAGUCUGUCAGGAAGAAAUGUGCGUUGUGUGUGUUUUUUUUUUUUUGCAGGAAAGCAUAUGAGAAACCAAAGGUGACAUACAAAAAAAACUGUCUGUGUGAAAACUCUGAAACAUGUAUUGUAUGAUAGUGCUAUAACUGUCCAUUUUCCAAAAACAGCGUCAAACGUCAUAUAGCCUAGGUCCUGAGUGAGGUUUACACCUAAAUUUAAGAAAAAUAAUGCGAAUAAUUUUGUGUCCACCGUAUCUGAAAUUGAAAAUGUAUGCAGCCUUUGUGGUUUUAGUUUGAUAUGUUUGUAUAUAUUGUCUCAGAACGUGUAACAUAUUAUGUAAAGGACUUUUACGUCAUUGUUAGUGAAUUACGUCAUAUCAAAAUGUCCUAACUGACUGCAUGAUACAGGUCCCUAAUUCUUACAUGGCUCGCUACUCUAAAAUGCUAGUUAUUGAACGGAAAUAUAUGUUUUAAAUAAAAAAGAAUGGGAAAUAAACAAUUAAUCGGG
Messenger RNA from Paramormyrops kingsleyae, 9096 nucleotides. It is a transcript of the gene arhgap23a, whose product is annotated as Rho GTPase activating protein 23a. The record is from RefSeq and is a predicted model, not a curated record. Gene Ontology annotation, molecular function: protein binding. Gene Ontology annotation, biological process: signal transduction. NCBI's taxonomy places the organism in Eukaryota, Metazoa, Chordata, Actinopteri, Osteoglossiformes, Mormyridae.